GCCCUAAAUUGAAAAAAUUGGAUCGCCAUUUUUGUUCCCCAAAUACAAACCUGUCUCGUCCAUUUCUUUCUCACUUGACUUCAGGUCAAAAACACGAACAACUAUCAAAUUGAUAGUUCUUCAGAUCGUUCUUUAUUCGUUUUUCGAUCACCAGUCAUUUUCAAUCUGCAUCGCAACAUAUUGGCGUAGAUAUUUCGUUUCGAAUUAUUAGCGAAACAAAUGCGCGAUUUCCGUCGUUACUUGUGAUUCAUCAUCGGUUUUUCAAUUCUUGUUUUGUAGGUUUCUUUUUUUUUUUUCUGUUGAGAAUUUGGGGUUUCGGGUCGGCGGGAAUUGACUGAUUGGUUUAAAUUUAGGGUUCUUCGGUAUUAUAUUUGAUUGAAUCUUUGAGAUGAAUAACAACGCACGCGGAGGAGGAAGGUAUCCGCCGGGAAUUGGGCGUGGAGGUGGUGGUGGGAAUUAUCAUGGAAAUGCCAACCCUAGUUUUCAGCAACAGAGAAAUUACCAACAACAGAAUGCACAGAGGAACCCGAUGCACCAACAACAGUUUCAACAGCAACAACAGUGGUUGAGAAGAAAUACAUUGGGAAACCAUCCAAGUACCACGGUCGAAGUCGAGAAGAAUAUGCAGUCAGAAGCCAACGAUUCUAGUUCCCGAGAUUGGAAAGCACAGUUAAGACUCCCACCAGCCGACACUCGAUACAGGACAGAGGAUGUGACAGCCACCAAAGGAAAUGAAUUUGAAGAUUACUUUCUUAAGCGUGAUCUGCUUAUGGGGAUAUAUGAGAAGGGUUUUGAGAGGCCUUCUCCAGUUCAGGAGGAGAGUAUUCCCAUUGCUCUCACAGGAAGCGAUAUUCUUGCAAGAGCAAAAAAUGGGACAGGGAAAACAGCUGCCUUUUGCAUUCCCGCUUUAGAAAAGAUUGAUCAAGAUAACAACGUUAUUCAAGUCGUUAUACUUGUUCCAACUCGAGAGUUGGCUCUUCAGACCUCACAAGUUUGCAAAGAACUUGGAAAACACUUAAACAUCCAAGUUAUGGUUACCACCGGUGGAACGAGCUUAAAAGAUGACAUAAUGAGAUUAUAUCAACCGGUUCAUUUACUUGUCGGUACUCCUGGAAGAAUAUUAGACCUUGCAAGAAAGGGAAUUUGCAUAUUGAAAGAUUGUGCAAUGCUUGUCAUGGAUGAGGCGGAUAAGCUUUUGUCACCUGAGUUCCAGCCUUCGGUGGAGCAGCUGAUUCACUUUAUGCCAGCAAACCGUCAAAUUUUGAUGUUUUCAGCGACGUUUCCUGUGACUGUUAAGGAUUUUAAAGAGAGAUACCUUCAUAAGCCGUAUAUUAUUAACCUCAUGGAUGAGCUCACACUCAAGGGAAUAACACAGUUUUAUGCUUUUGUUGAAGAAAGACAGAAAGUUCACUGCCUCAACACACUUUUCUCAAAGCUUCAAAUCAACCAAUCAAUAAUUUUCUGCAAUUCUGUGAAUCGGGUUGAGCUUCUGGCCAAGAAAAUUACGGAGCUUGGUUACUCGUGUUUCUACAUUCAUGCAAAAAUGCUCCAAGAUCAUCGUAAUAGAGUAUUUCAUGAUUUUCGUAACGGUGCCUGCAGGAAUCUUGUUUGUACUGAUUUAUUUACAAGGGGUAUCGAUAUCCAAGCAGUAAAUGUGGUUAUCAAUUUCGACUUCCCAAAGAAUUCAGAAACAUAUUUGCACAGAGUUGGUCGAUCUGGGCGGUUUGGACACCUUGGAUUGGCUGUAAAUCUGAUCACAUAUGAAGAUCGCUUCAAUUUGUAUAGGAUCGAACAAGAGCUUGGAACUGAGAUUAAGCAAAUUCCUCCAUUCAUUGAUCAGGCUAUUUAUUGUCGGUAACUGAACUACUGGAGUCUGAGAACUUUGGCGUAUGCUGAAUGGGCGGCAACUAUGUGAACGGAGGGGUUGGCGAAAUAUUAUUCCGAAACAUUCGUUCUUGACUUCGGAGUACAACGCUUACCUGAUUGUUUUCAAACGGAAGAGGGUCGUUUCUUCACGAAAUCCGUCGUAUUUUAAGUACAAUGCUUUAUAGUUACUGAUAACUUUGAUUGUUUUCAAAUAGAAGACUAAGUCAUUUCCUUAAGAAAACUUGUCAUCUUCGCUAUGAAUCUUCGAGUGGAAGUAAAUUAUCUUUCGAAUCUUAUUGACGCUUUUUUGUUCU
This is a messenger RNA of Cynara cardunculus var. scolymus (artichoke), 2180 nucleotides long. RefSeq names its product DEAD-box ATP-dependent RNA helicase 8-like. Gene Ontology annotation, biological process: P-body assembly; cytoplasmic stress granule assembly. Lineage: Eukaryota; Viridiplantae; Streptophyta; Magnoliopsida; Asterales; Asteraceae. Bases 389 to 1858 code for a protein of 489 amino acids. Gene Ontology annotation, cellular component: P-body; cytoplasmic stress granule. Gene Ontology annotation, molecular function: ATP binding; mRNA binding; RNA helicase activity. The record is from RefSeq and is a predicted model, not a curated record. The transcript has 10 exons.